Messenger RNA from Candoia aspera, 4735 nucleotides. It is a transcript of the gene SNTB2, whose product is annotated as syntrophin beta 2. The record is from RefSeq and is a predicted model, not a curated record. Gene Ontology annotation, molecular function: structural molecule activity; protein binding. Gene Ontology annotation, cellular component: dystrophin-associated glycoprotein complex; synapse; intracellular anatomical structure. The transcript is spliced from 7 exons. Bases 249 to 1784 code for a protein of 511 amino acids. NCBI's taxonomy places the organism in Eukaryota, Metazoa, Chordata, Lepidosauria, Squamata, Candoiidae.
AGACGGUUCGGGCCGCUCCGGGCGCCGAGCGGCUCGCCGGAUGCAGGGCGGGGAGGGCGGCCCGCGUCCCCCAACGCUCCCGGCCGGGGCGCCGACAACAAUCCGGCUCUCCCCCUCGCGGCUCACGUGACGCGGUGCCCUUGGCACGAACCUGCAGGGGCGGGGCGGGGCCAGCCUCCCGCGCCCCUGAAGAGGCCCCGCCCCGCGCCCAGUCGGCGGCGGGCAGCGUCUCCGCGCUGGGCCCGGGCAUGGCGGUGUGGACGCGCGCCCGCAAGGCCGGGCUGGUGGAGGUGCUGCUGCGCGAGCGCUGGGUGCGGGCGCUGGCCGAGCUGAGCGGGGAGGCGCUGGCGCUGAGCUCCGACCCGGAGCCGCGCAACGGGCUGCCCGACGGCGCCUCCGCCUCCCCCGAGCGGGGCAGGGGGCCCUUCUCGCCGCCGGCGCCCGGCUCGCCCGGCCCGCCCUCCCCGCCGCGGGGCUCGGCGCCGGGCUCCCCCCCGGCCGGGGUGCGGCGCGUGCGGGUCGUGAAGGCGGAGGCGGGCGGGCUGGGCAUCAGCAUCAAGGGCGGCCGCGAGAACCGCAUGCCGGUGCUCAUCUCGCGCAUCUUCCCGGGGCUGGCGGCGGAGCGCUGUGGCGCCCUGCACCUCGGGGACGCGAUCCUGGCCGUCAACGGCGUGGACCUCCGCGACGCCACCCACGACCAGGCCGUGCAGGCGCUCAAGCGGGCGGGCAGGGAGGUCCUCCUGGAAGUGAAGUACAUGCGGGAGGCAACUCCCUACAUCAGGAAGCCGUCGCUCGUGUCCGACCUGCCGUGGGACGUGGCAGCUCCGCAGUCACCCAGCCUCAGUGCCAGCGAGGAUUCUGGCUCCCCAAAGCACUCCAGCCCGGCCCAGGACCGCAAAGUCAUCCCCCUGAAGAUGUGCUAUGCUGCCAGGAAUCUGAGCAUGCCAGAUCUGGAGAACAGGCUGAUUGAGCUUCAUUCGCCCGACAGCCGGAACACCCUGAUCCUUCGCUGCAAGGAUACGGCCACUGCACACUCAUGGUUCACAGCAAUCCACACCAACAUCAUGGCCCUCCUCCCGCAGGUCCUGGCCGAGCUCAAUGCCAUGCUGGGAGCCAGCCAUGCACCAGGUGGGACCAAGGAGGUCAAGCAGAUUGCCUGGCUGGCAGAGCAGGCUAGGCUCGAUGGCGGGCGGCAGCAAUGGCGGCCAGUCCUCUUGGCCGUGACGGAGAAGGACCUGCUGCUCUUUGACUCCAUGCCCUGGACAAGGGACGCUUGGGCCUCCCCCUGCCACAGCUACCCACUUGUGGCCACCAGGCUGGUGCAUUCAGGCUGCAGAUCGCCCUGCCUGAGAUCAGACCUCACCUUUGCCACACGGACAGGCUCUCGCCAGGGCAUCGAGAUGCAUGUUUUCCGUGUGGAGACCCACCGCGACCUCUCCACCUGGACCAGGACCCUGGUGCAGGGCUGCCACGCUGCUGCAGAGCUCGUCAAGGAGGUCUCCAUAGGCUGCGUCUGGAACAGCCAGGACAUCCGGCUCACGAUCCACUACGAAAAUGGCUUCACCGUAUCCAGGGAGGAGGCUGGCCCCACCAGCAUCCUGGUCCAGUACCCUUUUGAGAAGCUGAAGAUGUCUGCUGAUGACGGGGUCCGAAACCUGUAUUUGGACUUUGGUGGCCCGGAGGGGGAGCUGGCCCUGGAGCUGCACUCCUGCCCCAAGCCCGUGGUCUUCGUCCUGCACACCUUCUUGUCGGCCAAAGUGACCCGCAUGGGGCUCCUGGCCUAGCAGCUGCAGCUGGCAGUUCCUGGCCUCGCCAGGGGUCCCGCCUGCCAGCCUCAGUGCCUUGACCGGACUCAACGGUAGCUGUGUGGCUGCCUCUCCGCCUUCCGAAGAGCUCCAGCGGGAGGCUGCGGCCUCAAACCUCUCGCCUGGUCGGGGCAGGAGACGGGCGAUUCCCUGGUUGGGUCGCGUGAAGCUGUUCUGUCCCACUCACCGAACGUGCCUUUGCUGGUGGCUGGGAAGAGAAAGAGGAGAGCUCCCCCUGGAAGAAGCAAAGCGGUGCCCAGCGUGCCGGUUACGUUGGCUGAGCUGUACCUGGCUGCUGCUGCGGGAGGGCCUGAGAGAGGGCUGGGCGCUGUGGCGCGCUUUGCGCUGCUGGGUCUUGCCCCAAAUCCAGAAGGGACCCCAAGGAGCCAGGAGAGAUGCCCUCCAUCUCUGUUCAACAGUCUCCCUCCGAUUUUAGUUUUAAUCCAAGAACCAGUAAAAGAAGCAGCCUUAGCUUAAGAGAAUUUUUUCAACGUCAGAAAAAGUCCUGUGUCUUUGCUUCAGAAACCAGAGAACUCGCUUUCUUUGGGCAUCUUUGGCUUGCUAUGUAGAGCCCAUCCCACUUACCGAAAUGGGGAGAUGCUCUGAAAAGCAGGCUGUCCAUCUCCCUUCCCGGUUUUGUCACUAACGUUUGCACACUAUACAAGCCUGAAUCACUAUUUUUACUAUCUGUCUGUCCUGGGUACCGCAGAAUCUUUCCCAGUUGAGUGAAUGUAUAUAUCAGCAAUUCUCAGCAACAGAUCACUUCAAAAAGUAGAUACACUAAUCCCCUGUCAGGAAGGAGGCCGCCACUAGCCACAAAGUACGUCUUGCCCGUGGCAUGUUCUGACCAAGACCCUCCUUUUCCUCACCCCCAAAUGGAACCGUGAGCUCUGCAAGAAAAGCAGUUUGGCCUCUUGAUAAAAAGGUUGCAUAACAUUUCCAAACUCUUCCUGGGCAGAUUGUUAAUGAAAUUCAGUGUUUCUUGCUCUCCUGAGGAAAGAAAGGAAAUUGUGAAACUUGAGUCCUCUCCUGGCACUUGUUUCAGGAACCAGAGAGCCCAGAGCGGGGAGUCCCUGUGAUUCCCCCAGUUCUGUUCCCUGGCCCUGGCCUGGGGAGGGAGGGGCCCCUGGCCGGAGAGGAGCUGCGCAGAGCCUGCCUGCUCCUGCCCAGCAACGCCAUCCAGGGAGGGAUCAGGCCCCCCUUCUCAGUGCUUGCAAAGAGGGAAGGGAUCUUGCCAUGAGAUCCCAGGCUGGGGCUGGAGCUUGCUGCCCCUGCCUGCUCCUGCAGUCUGGGCUGGGUCUCGGGCACUGGUUGGAAAGGGAACAGCCCCUCCUUCUAACCGUUGAUCCUCUACCCUUUUUCAGAUCCCUGGCGAGGUCAGAGACCCCCUUAGCCCAGGAGGAGGACUUGCUCCCAGGCAGAAGGAGAGAGCUGGCUGCUGAGAGGGAGGGGGCUGAGGGCUUCCUGACCCUUCCGGUGAGGGAUUUGGACCCCUAAGCAGAGGGGGAAGGCAGCACUCAGGCACUUGCCGUGGGGUCCAGCUCCUGGGUUAGGGCUGAAAUUCAGAUUGCAGGGCCUGUUCAAAGAAAUCUCAAGGCCAGGAAGGACUUUUCCUGACCCUUUCUGGCAUUAAAAGCCAGUUUUUAAUGGUGCUUCAGACCCUUCAUCCCUGGAGAGAAUGCCUCUUCCCAUCCGCUUUCAGUUUGGUGCAACAAUUCAGGUGGGUUUCUGGUCUGUCUGUGUCCCUCCCUUACGUCUACCUGUAGAGGCAGGGAGGGACUGGAUGAGUUGCAGCAGAUGGUUUGCGCUUGUGUCCAGCAGCCCAGGUUCCCAUCCAGGGCUGCUGCCAGUGGCUGCUCUCUGUUUCGGAAAAGGACCUUGGGCACCCAUGGGGGGCUGGGGGUGUUUGCUGCCCCAGGCAGGUAUGAAUGUAUCGCAUCAAGGGAGGGAGGAGAAUCUGGCUGGCACUGACAGAAGUUUUCAGAUGGCGCUUUUAUAUCACAGCAAUGAGCGAGAUUACAAAAACGAGGCAAACAUUUAAAAAUACAGAAAGUCAAAGACUACAAAAAUACAGUCACGUUCUCACCCUUUUUUCUGUAGCACUUUUUCUAGCAACACUACAUCCAGUUCUUCAGCCGCAAGGAUGUCCUUGCAACUGGAGACAAGCGGGCUGCCUCCUGAGGCGUUUGUACCCUGAAUUAAUGUGGAGCAUAAAGCUGGGGGGGGGGGGUUAAGUUCCAUCAGUGCAGGAUUUGAGGGUGGGGGACAAGAGCAGACUUCAGGGGUUCAUUCUUGCUUGUGGCAGAGCAAAUGCUUUUUAGGUCAGGGAAAGAAUUUAAUUCAUUAAUUGAAUUACUGAACAAGGGUUGCUCCUCUCGCCGAGUGGUUACCUUUGUUCCCUGCUGUCACGGCGGAUCGCUGCAGAGUUUCCCAUCUUCUGUCUGAUGUCAGGAGUUUACAAAUAGGGCAAAUGCAACUGUUAAUGGGUCCGAAGUGCCAAAGAUCUCUUGAAGUUUUGCACAGAAACCACUACAAGUAAACAUCUGUGUUAAUGCUGUGCAAAGCUGUAUGUUUGUGUGGGUAUGCUGUUUGUUAUUAUCUAACGCGGAGUAUUACAACAGAGGUAUGCUGUCACAAUCAAAUCUUAAACGUACAACCAGCUUUAUUUUUCUAUUCUUUGUACAUGGUAUUUAUACAAGGACUUGCUUUUUCCAGUGAUUUUAAAUGCAAUUGUUGGGGGUCUCCAGGUUAUCAAGAGAUGAUAUUUGGACAAUGUUUGAUCUUUGCCAGCAGAGGAGUUCUAGGUAUGCUCUGCAGAAAACCUGGAUGCCCCUGGCCCAAGUUACACGUUAACUGUGUCGUAUUGUACAUUACAAUGGAAAGGUGACUAAGGGCAGGUGUACAAUAAAGGUAUUACUGGUUUUAGCCUC